CUAGCGCCGCCGCCUCCACCACCUCCUCCUUCAGCGUCUCUGCCCCCUUCCCUCCCCCCAGCCACCUACCUCCCCCAGCAGCCGGGACAAUAGAGCAGGGAGAUGUCCUCCUCCGGCGGCCACCAGCACAGCCAGAGCCGGGCCAUCCCCACCAGGACGGUGCCCAUCAGCGAUGCCACGCAGCUACCUCAUGACUAUUGCACCACGCCCGGGGGGACCCUGUUUUCUACCACUCCUGGAGGUACCCGAAUCAUCUAUGACCGUAAGUUUCUGUUAGAUCGCCGCAAUUCCCCCAUGGCUCAAACCCCACCAUGCCAUCUCCCAAAUAUUCCAGGAGUCACCAGUCCUGGUACCAUGGUCGAGGAUUCCAAAGUGGAAAUAAACAAUCUGAACAAUCAUGACAGGAAGACUGCAAUGGGGGAUGAUGCUCAGUUUGAGAUGGACAUCUGAUUACCCCAGAGCAUAACCAUGGAGAGGCAGCAAUUCCCUGAUACCUGUGCAUAGUCGAUUCUGCUAAUCGGAUCAGUAACUGAAAGGUGGCAGAGGCGGUGGUCGCAGCAGUCUCCAUCAGACUUCCCACUUCAUCUUGCAAGUGCCAAAGGAUAAGAAUCUAGCUCUCCAGUCCUGCUCCCUUCCCCACUUUUUAACUCCCAUCUCCCUGCUCUGUGACUGAAUGGAUGCCCUUGUCAGAUUAUACAGAGCUGAGGAACACUCCGAGUGGAACCUUGGCAUCUCGCACUUUAGAGGCACCCUGUCAAACCAUACACAAGUGAGAACGUACCUCCAUCACCAGUUGGAUAUUUAUUGCAAACAGCAAAGGGGCCAGGGACUGGUGGAUUUAUGCUAAGUGGAGAUGGCUUUUUCUGUGUUCCCCUCCCUUCACCUGAUCCCAGCUCACAAAGGGCUUAUGUUUGCACAGCAAGUAACCAGUUGUAAUAUGGAGUCUCCAAUACUUUCAAUCACUCGCAUUUUAGAAACCGCAAGGAAUAGUGGGAGAACAGAUAAGAGUCUCUGCUCAGUCUGAGUUCGUUUUCCUCAGUGGGCAGAGCACUCACUUGAGUAACUCUGGGGGAACCUGGGUACUAGUCCCACUUGUCACCUUUCUCCAUGACUGUGUGCCCUGCAAUGUAACAUGUUCUCUCUUCUGGAGACGCAUAACCUUAAUUCAUUUGCUCUUGUACCUCCUUGGUUUCCAACCCUCUGACAAACUUCUUUUUGAUAAUACUUCUUAAUGUUAUGUGUAUUUAGAGGAAGCUGUCAGUUCAUUAUACUGCUGAUUCCUCUUCCUUUCUUUCCAUCCCAAAGGAAUGCCAUCCAAAACUUCUCACUUUCAGAAACUUAACCCUUUGUUCCCUGAGUACUUUGAAUGCUAAAUCAAAUGCUAAAUCAAAACUUUUUUUCCCUAGGAUAUGGGGGAGGGGUAUCUUAUAUUAUCCUCAGGACUUCCUCCAUUUUUGCCCUUUUGCCUUUUGUUAGUUUCUUCUGAUUUUUUGCUGGUCUCACUAUAGACUGUUAUAUUGAAGGUACUGCAGUAAUGGUUAAUUUCCAACAUCCCCCAUCUCUCUUGCAUUAGGGGAAGUGUUUUUCCCCACUAAUAGUUUUAAUUAAUACACUUGUUAAAUGUUUAUCAUUUCAAUUUUAAGACUUCCCAUCAGAAGGGAAAAAGUGAAUGUCAAUAAGCACUCUCUGAGGAACAGUGGGCCUGCUUCUCAUCUUAUACCAUCCUUCCAUCCAUAGUUCAUUGUGCUCCUUUCAAUCACUGGCUCUAUUACUUUUCCUCCAAGAUCCUUUGUUGUUAACUUUUAUGUUCACUGCUGGCGUGUAUAUUGGCUGAUUUGUAAAAUUGAACAUUUGCCUGUA
Messenger RNA from Gopherus flavomarginatus (Mexican gopher tortoise), 1860 nucleotides. It is a transcript of the gene EIF4EBP2, whose product is annotated as eukaryotic translation initiation factor 4E binding protein 2. Gene Ontology annotation, biological process: negative regulation of translational initiation. Gene Ontology annotation, molecular function: eukaryotic initiation factor 4E binding. Gene Ontology annotation, cellular component: cytoplasm. Bases 103 to 450 code for a protein of 115 amino acids. The record is from RefSeq and is a predicted model, not a curated record. Lineage: Eukaryota; Metazoa; Chordata; Testudines; Testudinidae. The transcript has 3 exons.